GUGUACAUGUGUGUGUGUAUGAGAGAGAGUGUGUGUAUGAGUGUGUGUACACAUGUGUGUGUGUCAGAGAGGGAGAGGGCGGCUGCUGUAAAUAGCCGCCUCCUCUCCGUGACUCACGCCACCCGCGGGGAGACGUGGGAGGGAGACACGCGGAGAGACAUUCACUCUGAGACACACACACAGGGACAGACAGAGAGAGACACACACACAGAGACACGCGGAGAGACAUUCACUCUGAGACACACACACAGAGACAGACAGAGAGAGACACACACAGAGACAGACAGAGAGAGACACACACACAGGGAGAGAGAGAGAGACACACACACACAGAGACAUUCACUCUGAGACACACACACAGAGACAGACACUCUGAGACACACACACACAGACAGACACUCUGAGACACACACACAGACAUUCACUCUGAGACACACACACAGAGACACGGGGACAGACAUUCACUCUGAGACACACACACAGGGAGAGAGAGACACGGAGACAGACAGGGUGAGACACACACACAGGGAGAGAGAGACACGGAGACAGACAGGGUGAGACACACACACAGGGAGAGAGAGACACGGAGACAGACAGGGUGAGACACACACACAGGGAGAGAGAGACACGGAGACAGACAGGGUGAGACACACACACAGAGACAGACACUCUGAGACACACACACAGAGACAUUCACUCUGAGACACACACACAGGGAGAGAGAGACACGGAGACAGACAGGGUGAGACACACACACAGAGACAGACACUCUGAGACACACACACAGAGACAGACAGAGAGAGACACACACAGAGACAUUCACUCUGAGACACACACACAGAGACAUUCACUCUGAGACACACACACAGAGACAGACACUCUGAGACACACACACAGAGACAUUCACUCACAGAGAGACACGGAGACAGAGAGAGAGACAGACAGAGUGACACACGGUGUGUGUGUGUGUACAUGAGACAGACAGAGACAGACAGGGAGACAGAGAGACAGAGUGACACACGGUGUGUGUGUGUGUGUACAUGAGACAUAGACAGACAGAGUGACACACGGUGUGUGUGUACAUGAGACAGACAGACAGAGUGACACACGGUGUGUGUGUGUGUGUACAUGAGACAGAGACAGACAGAGACAGAGUGACACACGGUGUGUGUGUGUACAUGAGUCAGACAGGGAGACAGAGAGACAGACAGAGUGACACAUGGUGUGUGUGUGUACAUAAGACAGAGACAGACAGAGUGACACACGGUGUGUGUGUGUACAUGAGACAGACAGACAGAGUGACACACGGUGUGUGUGUGUGUACAUGAGACAGACAGAGUGACACACGGUGUGUGUGUGUGUGUACAUGAGACAGACACAGAGACAGACAGACAGAGUGACACACGGUGUGUGUGUGUGUGUACAUGAGACAGACAGAGUGACACACGGUGUGUGUGUGUACAUGAGACAGACAGAGUGACACACGGUGUGUGUGUGUACAUGAGACAGACAGAGUGACACACGGUGUGUGUGUGUACAUGAGACAGACAGACGAGGCUCACAGACACGUCAGACAGCGGUGAGGGGUCACAGAGACGCCGCGGACAGUGAAGGAGACACGAGAGAGACACGAGGAGACACGAGAGAGACACGAGAGAGACACAGGGAGACAGGGAGACACGGGGGGCAUUAGCCAAGAGGGACAACAGCAGCAGCAGUCCCCCUCGUCUCGGGGCAUCCCCGUGGGAGAGACAAGAAGACAGGGACAAGACAAGGGAGACACGAGAAGGGAGACAAGAAGACAGGGACAAGACAAGGGAGACACGAGGAGACAAGACAAGGGAGACACGAGAGAGACGAUGGCCGACGUGGAGGUGCAUGUGGACAGCCUCAUCUCCCGCCUGCUGGAGGUGAGGGGCAGUCGACCGGGCAAGACGGUGCACAUGUCGGAGGCGGAGGUGCGGGCUCUGUGCAUCAAGUCUCGUGAGAUCUUCCUAUCGCAGCCCAUUCUGCUCGAGCUCGAAGCGCCGCUCAAGAUAUGCGGCGACAUCCACGGACAGUACUACGACCUCCUGCGCCUGUUCGAGUACGGCGGAUUCCCUCCCGAGAGCAACUACCUCUUCCUGGGCGACUACGUGGACCGUGGCAAGCAGUCGCUGGAGACCAUUUGCCUGCUACUCGCCUACAAGAUCAAGUACCCUGAGAACUUCUUCCUGCUGCGCGGGAACCACGAGUGCGCCAGCAUCAACCGCAUCUACGGCUUCUACGACGAGUGCAAGCGCCGUUUUAACAUCAAGCUCUGGAAGACGUUCACGGACUGCUUCAACUGCCUGCCUAUCGCUGCCAUCAUUGACGAAAAGAUUUUCUGCUGCCAUGGCGGCCUCUCACCGGACCUGCAGUCAAUGGAGCAGAUCCGCCGUAUUAUGAGACCCACGGAUGUCCCCGACACAGGGCUGCUGUGCGAUCUGCUGUGGUCGGACCCAGACAAGGACGUGCAGGGCUGGGGCGAGAACGACCGUGGCGUCUCCUUCACCUUCGGCGCCGACGUCGUCAGCAAAUUCCUCAACCGCCACGACCUGGACCUCAUCUGCCGCGCUCACCAGGUGGUGGAGGACGGCUAUGAGUUCUUCGCUAAGCGCCAACUCGUCACGCUCUUCUCCGCGCCCAACUACUGCGGGGAGUUCGACAACGCCGGCGCGAUGAUGAGCGUGGACGAAACGCUCAUGUGCUCCUUCCAGAUCCUGAAGCCGGCGGAGAAGAAGCCCAAGUACCAGUACGGCGUCCUGAACGCCAACCGCCCAGUGACCCCGCAACGUGCAGGCACACUCCCCAAAAAGCGCUAGCUCCCAGCCACACCGACCACAACAACAACAACAACAACCACCACUACAACUACAGCACGGAGAAUAACAGCGCCGACUACAGUGAGUCUUAAGGGAGCUGCAUUAGCAUCGGUGGUGUCAACAUCAUCGUCAUCAUAAUCAUCGCCGUGAUUUAUACAACUCCAUCAGGUCGCGCACGAGGCAUGUAACGAUUCACUCUGCACGCAAAUGAUUCAAAUGUGUUCUUUUGCUCACGACGCGUGCAUCAAAUUUCACGUCUUAAGCAUCAAUCAUUUACGAUGUAUGCUUCGCAAGCCAAGCAAGGCAUUUCUAUUGAAGUCGGCAGUCAACCUUCGAUCAGUGGGAGGACACUGUGCUCUCGACUCCCUGCCACAGCUCCAAGCUCAAGACCUUCCGAUUUUUUCCCAUCUGCCGAUGACUGGACCACCCCUACACACGAGACUUGCCCACCGCUUCCGUACAGCGUCUUGAGGUGCAUUUAGAUGAUAUAUAAAUCCAAAUUCUGUUGCGUUGCAAAAUGCACGAUCAUUUAUUUUUAGGCAGUCAGAAAUGAACGAGAUGGAACAAAAUGAAUGGGGCGAUAGAAACAAUACGGAAAAAAACGAUUGAUUCGUGACUUGCAUCGCGAUUCUUUCCAAUUGCUGGUGGGUGAAUUGUUACAUGCCUGCUCAUGGCCCACAAUGCACAGCUCAAUAACAGCAGCAACAGCAAUGACGAGAGAAACCAGUGACUGCGCUCGGAGAUGUUUCCAUUGGCUCAAGGCCGGCAGCAUGGUAUCAAGAGUACACUUGCACACGUGCACACGUGAACAUGACCACAUACACAUGCAUGCACACAUGCACGAGCGCUGUCGCACGCGUGCGUGUGUUCAUACGCGUGCACUCGCACACCUACGUAUUGCGCUGUUACGCGUGCAGGCGAGCACGUGCGCGCACGUUGACAAAAAUAGCGGUGUGAUACACACCCGCGUGCAUGAUGGCGCACACAUUACAUAUACGUGUACCGCCAUAAAUAUACACCCCAAAGCCACGUACAAAACAAAGACAUCCUGUAGCCUUUUAGUAAACUGUUGGGGAAAGUGCUGUCGCGAGCACCUCUGAAUCCCAACAUGGCACGCGACCGGGUAGUUGGGCAGCACCGUGCCCAGCCAUCUUUGUUUCCCCGGUGCUGAUGUUGCACUCCGCGCAAGGUACUCUUUUAGGACUGAGUCAACCUAGGGGAGGCCCAGGACCAGUUCAGAUACCCCAGCCCCAAUGUUGGCCAUGAUGGGGAAUCAAACGUGGGUAGCGUAGUACGAUAACCACCGCGCUCCUGCUCUCCCCACGUGCACAGCCAGACACGUGCAAAUUUGUGCACGUACACUAAUGCCAAUACACACAUAUUACAGUUAUACGCAUACACUUUUACUCACCCAACCACACACACACACCUAGCCAUACACACACCUAGCCAUACACACACCUACCAUACACACACCCGUAAACUCUUGUGAGCAAAUGGCUCAAAUAAGUAUAACGUGGGAUUUCGUGAUAAGUUGGCAAAGUAUAUGUAUAGUUGAGAAGUUUUAUUUUGAAUGUUUCAGACUAAAUUUGUCCUUCUCCCCGUUCUAGUUGCCCAGGUCGGUGGUCGUGCCCGUGUGCUUUCCGUCAGCGGUUGUUGAGAACAUCUGAACGUUAGCUUUUGUUCAAGCCUGCUGCUUUCCUGCUACAAAUCCACCCCGUUGGCACGCAGCCACACACAGCGCAUGGAGCAUAGACACAGGCAUGUACAUGAACACGCACGCGUGUAUGAUCGGCCCCUUAAUCUCGGCACGCCGUGUAGUGUUUUGCAGCAUAGGAGUCCGACGUAAUCCUUUUUCCAAAGACAGCUCUUAUCCUCUGCGGCGGUCGCUCAUCAGGUCUAUUGCUGCUGCAGUUCCUUUCGUCUUUCCUGCUGCUUCGACCGUUUCGUUUGUCGAGGAACGAAAUCUGCUGGGAGCGGUGGCCUCUUGUCGCCGCACCGAUCGGGGGGGGGUUUGCUAUUUGUCCGGCCGCAACACCUGGCCCCCCUCAUUCACUCGCGUUGGGCAACACCUGCACCUUGUAGAUUCCACUCUGCGCUCCAGCAGCGGUGACGACAUCUUCACGCACCACGACGGUGUCCUCAUCGGUGUGACGGCGUGUGCCGUGAGCUAGCUCACCUGCUGGGCUUUGUGGCAGCGCAUGCCCUGCAAUGGUGGCUUGGACACGUGGUUGGUGGUUUUUGCCUGCAGUGGGUGGCGCAACAAGCGGGGUUGCUGACUUGUCCGUAAAGCACUCUGGUUUUACUCACAAGUACUCAUCGGAAAACUGGCCAAAUGUCCUAGGCCUUGAGGCUUAACUGGAUAAACACAUGCAUUUGUAAUAGCAAUACUAAUAUGUUAGUUUUGCUCGGCAAUUGCAGGAUUGCAAGUUGUUGCUCAACGUAUGCAAUGCUUUGUCUUGGUCUGACAUAGACCGAUUGAUGCUACAACGAAGGGCAACUGCUCAUUUAAAAGUACAGUGCGUGUACAUUGUUUGUAGCGAUUUCCGCAUUUCGGAGCAUUCGAUUAACUUUGUUAUUUUUUUCUACAAGUCCCGUUUAUGUGUUAAACUGAAAUAAAUAAAACUCUAAAAGAAUCCAGGGAAAUCUAGAAACAUCUGAGAGAACCUCGACGUCAUCCGCGUGGAGAAACGCACACUUGCCAAAUGUGGCCCUCACAAGUUUCCACUGCUGAAUAACACUAUGUAACACAAUGUUUGUUCCUGGGUAGUGUUAUUUCCUAAUUGCUUAUACCUACAAAGUAUAGAAAAUGGCUAUUAUUCCCCACAAAUUUUGCUUUUGUGACCAGGACAGUGAUAUUUUGAAAUGUACCUAUUUUCAAUGAGGAAACGGGAGAAUUGGUGUCUUUUCAUUCACAUCAAGUCAGAAAAAAAAACAUUAUUCAAAAUUAACAUGUAUUUAUACUAAACUAAUACAACAAUUACUACAAAAUAUUUAUUUACCAAGGCGCACUACCUAGGAACAAAAAAAAUGUUUUGUUACACAGUGUAAUCUAUGUUAGGAAAGCGAUUUCUAUCGUGGCGAUGAAGCCAUACAACAUCUCUCCACGGUGGCGAGAUGUUGACUACCUCACCUGAUAUGCACGUGUCCAUGGGAUCAAUCCCGACCCUGACGCCUGCUGUAUAUUUGGAGUUCGCAUGCUCUCCCCGUGGUCACGUAUAUUUUUCUCCGGGUCCUCCGGUUUUUCCCUCCACAUUUAGAAUCAACGUCACGCGUUUGGAGCAUUUGGCUGCCAUACAUUUCCACGUGAUGAGCCACUUCGUUGAGCUAUUAUUUGUGUGGCAAGGUCGCUUCUGGGCCUUACCUGGUGAAAUGAAAACAAAUUGUACGAAAAGUUUUUCAAGGGAAAGAUCCAAGCGUUGGGUGAUUGGCGAUGGACCAAGUGCGUUGCACUUCAAGGGGACCACGUAGAGGAAGAACGCGGUGUCGCCAGGUUAAGUCGUUCUAUGUCAGGACACGCACCUUGACUUGAGCCCUCAUUGAAUAGCAACUUGGUAUCUCUUAUAAUUUUGAUUUAAAGCUUUCGUGACUGCAGGGAUUCAUAUUCUUGGUUCUUUCGGUAAAGUCACGUAGAAAGGAAAUAAUAAAAAUAGAAAACAAUAAAAUUAUCGAGACGUUUCGACUGCAACACAAGCAAUCCAAUGUUCUUGCUGCGGAUUUCACACCUGAUGAUGAUUGCUUGUGUUGCAGUCGAAACGUCGUGAGAAUUUAUUAUUUUAUUUUAUUAUUUCUCUUCUACGUGACUUUACCGAAAUAACCAAUAAUAUAUUUGGUAUCUCUUCUUAAGCAAUAUCUGAUGUUUAGAUGGUAACCCUUGUGUGGGACAGGUGCCACAUCGUGAUGCAGUGAAAUACUGGGUGAUCGUGAAGUCCAUCCCUGAUGUUUGGUUGCAUGUAUUUGGGGGGGGGGGGGGUGGAAAGCCAGCGUUUCGAUGUUACUUGGGUUAAUGAAAUUGCUUGUGAUGGGGGAUGACUUCUGCUUAACUCCUCUUAUAUGUGAAAAAUGUGGGCAACAGGAUGAACUUAGCACCUCUGGGAGACCACUUCUGGGUAACUUAUCUCUGAAUUGCCACGGAUUGCAGGAUGAAUUUGCCACCACUUUGGGUACCUGCUCUUAUCCAUGAAAAUAAAGAGGUUAUAGGAUGAACUUUGCACUUUCUGGCCACUGAUAGGCAGAUUACCUCCAGUUGGAGCGAAUCCUUGAGCACCUCUGCGUGACUUAUUUAUUAAUAAAGUGAAUAAUAGGAAACAAAUACAUCCGUAUUAAUAGGGUUUCCCCUUUUUUUCUGGCAACAAAACUGAAACCUUUUUUUACAAGGAUUCAUGUCUGCAUUAACUACAAUACUUGCAGUCAUAAUUUUUUAGUUUGUUUGCAUUUUGACUGCAAGUAUUGUGGUUAAUGCAGACAUGAAUCCUCGUAAAAAAAGGUUUCAGUUUUUUUGCCAGAAAAAAGGGGAAAAGCCCUAUUAUAUUUUGGUACUGGCAAAGGAGGUAUAAUGAUGUAAAUCCAUCCGUAUGAGGUCCCCCCACAUAUGUUGGUGAUACUGCAUUGGCAGUGGUGCAAAGCACGAAUAACAACAACAACCAAAAACUCCCAAGAAUUAAACUAAAAGCGUGUUGAGAAUUAUUUUCGGAUCGGUUGGGAUCCGUGUGUUUAUUGGAGUUGGUGCGGGUAACAGAACUGCAUACGAGAAGUCUCGCCCGGUACUUUAAGCGCAGGAGGGGCAUUUACGAUCACCCUGUAUGCGUUGCGUUAAUGGUAUUGGGAUGAGCGACGUUGCUUGGCACAGGUGUCCACCUUUCCUCCUCCGCCGCAGAGGUGCCACCGCUCCAAACAGGCCCACAUCACUCGCCGUUGAAUGUUUCUUCUACGUGCACUAUGGAAUCUAAUGCUGCAUGCUUGUAUGCGAUUAGAAAUGUAGAAUGUGCAACGUUUCAAAGGACUUAAAUACCCCUUGGGAUUAUUGUGUGUGAUUCUACGUGUGUGUGUGUGUGCAUACAAAUGUGUACAUAGCUCUUAAGCCCUACAGCUGUACAAUACCUUUAGUCAUGUUUUAGAAAGUGUGUCCCGAUAUUUCUGGAGAUACUCUGAUUUUACGCUGUUACCUGGCGUAAGGGAAGUUUUAGUUUGAGUUACGGAGCUCGUUUAACUUUUUUUGCACAAUCCACAAAUCGUUUCGCUUUUCCGAGUUUAGCCAUGGCCAUAAGCUAGCCAUGUCGAUAAGAGUUCUGCGAAAAUCUCAGCCUAGCAUACAUUUCAUUGAUAUGAAAACAACACAUGAAGGCAUCACCGUUUACAAAAUAUACAAAACAGACUAUUUGGUAAAUGAAGAAAAUAACCUGCUUUUCAUACUGCACGUGCCCCCCCCCCCCCCGAUCCAUCACAAACCUUCAACUUUAUUAUUACAUCCGCAGUGCUUUCCAUCCGCCUGUUAUUCCAAACUUUCAAGUUGCUUACCUUAUCCUCCAACUAAAUUCCGAGCAAUCGGUCGUAGUUGCUUUUUUUACAAGGGGCAGCAGCUAUCUUGGCCUCUUCAAUAACACGUGACGUAUGCAGGUGUGCUUCGUUGGUUCUAGAUUUGACGUUUUCGUGACUGCAAGGAUUCAUAUUCUUUGGUUUUUUCGGUAAAGUCACGUAGGUAAAAAAAAAGAACGCUUGUGUUGCGCCCGAAACGUCGUGAUUUAAUUUAUUUAAUUUUUUUAACGACGUGACUUUACCAAAAAAACAAAGAGUAUGUGGUUCGUUGGUUUUUAUUGGUGGCAGUGAUUAUUUUUUUGCUUACGUUUUUCGGGUCUCAAUUGGGCACGAUUGACAGGUUAAAAACUGCCACGCUAAAAAAGCAGAUAAAUAUUCCAUUACAGGUCAUCGCUGUUCAACAGCCUCGCAAUUUACUGCAGUGAACAGAAGGACCUAACAUGUGCUUAGAACCGCAAAUACAGAUGUUUAUGCUUAACGAUAUUGCUUUUUCUUGAGCAUUCAACAAAUGUUCAUAUUUCAACAAGCAUCAUUUCUCUAUAGUUGGUUAGAGAUACCAGUGUAUGUGUGCUAAUGAGAGUAACAUAUUUUCGUUUUUUCGGUUGUGUGACUUUACCUUAACAUUUAAAAUAAAUGAUAAUUAUGUUAGUGUUAUAUAUAAUUGUGGUUACUUUAGCCGUAGUAAAGUACGAAUAAAAACAGUGACGGUG
Molecule: messenger RNA, 9088 nt
Organism: Lethenteron reissneri (Far Eastern brook lamprey)
Lineage: Eukaryota; Metazoa; Chordata; Hyperoartia; Petromyzontiformes; Petromyzontidae
Product: serine/threonine-protein phosphatase PP1-beta catalytic subunit-like
Cellular component (GO): cytoplasm; nucleus
Molecular function (GO): protein serine/threonine phosphatase activity
Source: RefSeq, a predicted model, not a curated record